UCGAGCCAUCUGAACGGUCAAGAUGGUGGUUCAACCCUAGGGUGGCUGUACCCGCGUUGCUCUCUGCUUUCUCUUUGCUUUUUGAUAGCCUAUGCAUGCAUCAUACAUUACACAUACUCCGAAGAGGGCCCAUUUCACUUUUUUUUUUUUUUUUUUUUUUUAAAUUUUACUUUUACACUACCAUAUAAACCCUACUCCUCUCCCCACAUCACAAAGCAUUUCUUUCCUUUGCUUAUGUUUCGCUUAGCGUCUUUCCUUUUCUUCCUAGCUGUUUUUGCUCUUAAUUUCCUCCCUGAUCUCAUGGCUGCCUCUGUCGAUCCGCUUGUCGUCGGCCGAGUGAUUGGCGAUGUCGUGGACAUGUUCGUCCCCACCGUGAGCAUGUCUGUCUACUUUGGUUCCAAGCAUGUCGCCAAUGGCUGUGACAUCAAACCUUCCAUGGCCAUCAACCCACCCAAAAUCACCGUCUCUGGUCACCCUGGCGAACUCUACACCCUGGUGAUGACUGACCCUGAUGCUCCGAGUCCGAGUGAGCCAAGCAUGAGGGAGUGGGUCCAUUGGAUCGUGUCUGAUAUCCCUGGAGGAACAAACCCUCUCAGAGGGAAAGAGAUACUGCCGUACGUUGGUCCGAGGCCACCAGUGGGAAUUCACCGCUACAUUCUGGUGCUGUUUCAGCAGAAGGCUCCGAUGGGGUUGGUGGAGCAGCCACCCUCUCGUGCCCAUUUCAACACCCGCUUCUUUGCGGCGCAGCUCGACCUUGGACUGCCGGUUUCCACCGUCUACUUCAACUCACAGAAGGAGCCAGCAAACAGGAGGCGCUGAGCGUUUUCAUAUAUCACUAGGGCGGAUGGUGUGGUUUUGUUUUCACCAAGGAAUAAGAAGAUAUAAUUAGUGAAUAAAAGAUAGGAGUCUGGCUUUAAUUAGAGUGUGUAAUGAAGCUAGUAUUAUUUAUAAUAUGUAAUGCAUGCAUGUUAAUUAUUACAUGAAGCUAG
Pyrus x bretschneideri (Chinese white pear) is the source of this 989-nucleotide messenger RNA. RefSeq names its product protein MOTHER of FT and TFL1. The transcript is spliced from 4 exons. Gene Ontology annotation, biological process: response to abscisic acid; positive regulation of seed germination. The coding region runs from base 235 to 819 and encodes 194 amino acids. The record is from RefSeq and is a predicted model, not a curated record. Lineage: Eukaryota; Viridiplantae; Streptophyta; Magnoliopsida; Rosales; Rosaceae.